CCGCCCCCUUCGUAAAUUCAAAAAAUUUCCCGUUAGCGCUCUCAUCUCUCUUUCUCUCUGCACUUUUGUAGGCCGUCUAGCUUUAUCUUCAAUCGCCACCGCUCUUUCGAGUGAUCUUUGAAGAAUUCGCAGCCACAGUCUCAGUCGCAUCGGAAAUCGAAUCAAUUGGGUUAAUGUCGAUGGCGGAAGUCGACCACAUCGAUCUCGAAGUGAAGGGCCUCAGUCUCCUCGACGAUGGGCCGGAGAAUGAUGAUUUCGUCCUAACCUUGUCCCCUUCGCCGCUCAAGCAGACUGAUAAUCACAAAGGCUUAAGCUUGGAGAUGUCGGGAACGAUGGAUGUUCAAGAAGAAAAGGAUAUGGAUAAUAGAGGUGAAGAAGAUGACGUGCUGCCUGAACUACAUGAAUCAAUGGAACCAGAAAGAAGCAGAAGGAAAGGAAAGUUGAAUUUACGCAAGAGCUUAGCAUGGGAUAGUGCUUUCUUUACGGAUGCAGGGGUUCUGGAUGCUGAGGAGUUGUCCAGCAUGGUCAAGGGAUCUGAAAAGAUUGAGAAAAAUGUAAUGCCUAGGAUUGAAGAGGAUGUUGAAAAAUCUACAGAUACAAUAUCAACAUUAGCAAGUGAUAAUGUGGCGCUGGAACAUCUUGAGGCUGAGUUGUUUGAAGACAUUAGAGCAUCGAUACAGAGAUCCAAUAAAGUGUCAAAUGUGAUGACCUCAAUCAGGAAAGACGUAUCUCCUGUGGCAGAUAAUGGGGGUAAUUCUGCUUCGAAGAAGGCAGAUGCCACUUUAAAAAAUGUGCCAAAGUCUAAACUUGCUCCAAAAAGAGCCAUUGGGGCUCAGACUUUGGGAAUGUUAAAAAGUCAGCAGAAACACACUGAUGGGAUACAAGGCCCCAGGAAAAGCAUAAAGCUGGACAAUCCUCGUGUCACACAGCCUGUCAAAACUGGGGACUUAACAUCAUCACUUGCUAAGCUACCAAAACUGCCCAGUAAGGCAAAUCCCAUCCCAGCAACAAUGGCAAAAAGGGCGUCUUUGAGUGCUAAUCAUGUUAAAAUUGAUCAUGACAAUACAAAAACCAAUACUGUUGCUGGUAAAGGGGCUCAUACAUCAAAAGUAUUUGACUCAAGUAAUGCCUGCAAGGCGUUACCAAAACCUGCAUUGUCUUCCAAGGCUUCUUCAAUGAGAUUUUCAGCUGCAAGCAAGAUGCUGUCCUCAAGAUCUUCAAGUGAUAGUACUGGAAGUACUUUGUCUGACAAGGCAGGAAAACCCAAUUUACCUAUGGCCAGAAGGAAGUUGGUUAGUAAACCUGUUAGUCAACCUUCCUCUGCUUCAAUGCUCAAAACUCCAUCAAAAACAGCAUUGAAGAAUAAAGUAUCAUCUGGAAAUUCUGCAAUCUCAGCUUAUCUCAUGUCUUCAAAGAUCAAUUCUAGCAUAUCACCUGCUAGUUCUAUAAGCGAAUGGUCAUCAGCUUCGGCAGCAUCAUCAUCAUCCUGUUCUAUCAUUAAUGAGAGGUCAAAUAAGUCGAGGAUUAGUUUUGAUACCAGUUCCUGUAUAUCUUUGGAGAGUGAUGCUUCUACUUUGGACUUCACAAAUUCUUCUAGUAAUCAGAAUCAGGGAACAGCAUCGCCUAAAGAAAAUACAAGGAAAGCUUCAACACAAAGUGACACAGUCUCUCUUCCACCUAUGAAACCAUCAGGCCUACGGAUGCCAUCCCCAAAAAUUGGUUUCUUUGACGGGGUGAAGUCAGUUCGCACACCCAAUGGGACUAUGCGAUGUAAUUCCAAACAAAGCACUGCAUUGCCCAAAAUUGGAACUAUCUGCAGUCCAAAUGGGAUUGGGAGGUCAAAUAUGAAAUCCAAGGCCUCAGGUCUUCCACCCUCAAGAAUGUCAACUGCCUCUGAAAAUAUGAAGUCUGGUACUCAGAACCUUUCUUCUCCCACAUCUUUCCAGGACAAAUCACAGUCACCUACCUCAUUGAACAUCACUGAUGCUCCAAAAGAUAAACAAUCUUUUCCUAGCUUUGCUCCAGAAGUUCAUCAUGAACAGAAUGAAGAAAGUAACUCAUAUGCGAUGGAUGUUGGAAGCGGAGUACAUGAUACAGUAAAAGAUGUAGUAGAAGAUGCUGGUUUAGAGGCAGUUAAUCAUGGGGACCUUGGCGUUCUGAAGAAUGAAAUGAUUGCUAAUGUAAAUGAGAAAGCCAAUUCAAACGACAUCAAGGUUGUUGCUGUUGAAGAGGAGACUUCUUAUUCAAUUUCCAAGAAUGCUGAUACAACAAUAUCUGAGAUGGAUGUUGGCAGCAGAGUACAUGAUACAGUAAAACAUGUAGUACAAGAUGCUGGUUUAGAGGCAGUUAAUCAUGGGGACCUUGGCGUUCUGAAGAAUGAAAUGACUGCUAAUGUAAAUGAGAAAGCCAACUCCAACGACAUCAAGGUUGUUGCUGUUGAAGAGGAGACUUCUUAUUCGAUUUCCAAGAAUGCUGAUACAACAAUAUCUGAGAUUGCAGCUAGCAGGAUACCAUUUGCUGUCAAGAAUUCUGGGGAUGGCGAUUUUCUUGACUUCUCUAAAGAAGCAGUCGUCGAGGAGGUGGUUGGGAAGAUUAAUUCUGCCAUUCCUCUGGAAAUUGAUUACAAAGAAAACAACAGUUUAUAAAUUAAUUGGCAGCCUCUCCCCCACCCUCCUGGUGUGUACUUUGAUCCUCCUAUAUGUUUAGAUCUAUCACGCUAGACAUGACAGGUCUUUUUUUUUUUACCAGUAAAAUUGUAAGUGCAGGCUACCUUUGUGGUGUUGAUCAUAAUGUGUUUAAAAUGAGUCAAUUAUUGUAUUCUAUCCACUUGAAAUCCUAGGCUCACAAAUCUUGAACAGAGAUGUUUUAGUAUGUUUCAACUCAGUUUGAUGAAA
This is a messenger RNA of Ipomoea nil (Japanese morning glory), 2894 nucleotides long. RefSeq lists its product as uncharacterized. The record is from RefSeq and is a predicted model, not a curated record. Gene Ontology annotation, molecular function: microtubule binding. Lineage: Eukaryota; Viridiplantae; Streptophyta; Magnoliopsida; Solanales; Convolvulaceae. The transcript is spliced from 8 exons. The coding region runs from base 174 to 2645 and encodes 823 amino acids.